CUUCGAAUUCUACCAACAAGUCCUUCAGCCAGUGCUGGCUCGUGCCGCUGAAGAGCAACCUCACGAUUCGUAGUCUCACAUUCAUGCUGUUUAGAGAUGUUUAUCCAUCUGUGUGAAGACAUCGAACUGUGAGAGGGACGAACGUGACCGGUCCGGUCACCAUCUCGGAGGUCAUUUCGCCGACCCCAGAUUCCUGUCAAGCUCACCUCUUAUACUCUCAAACCUUGACUCUUCUUGUUUCCAGCAAUGAGUUACAAACGGAUCGUCCUCGCGUCGCGGCCGGUCGCCGACAUCCAGCCUGAUACGUUCCGCGCCGAGACGCAGUCGCUGUCCUCGCUCGUCCCCAAGGACGACCAGAUUCUGGUGCAAGUGACAUGGCUGAGUCUUGACCCCGCUAUGCGCGGCUACAUUCGCGAUGCGCGCAGCUAUCUGCCUCCCGUGCAGAUUGGGGAGACGAUGCGCGCCCAAGGGCUGGGCGUGGUCACCAAAGUCGGCGCUUCAAGCGCGUUCAAAGUCGGAGACGUUGUCUCGGGAGCCUUUGGGUGGACGGAGUUUGCGGUCAUGAAGGACAAGCAGGUCGAGAAGAUAACGGUGCCCAAGGGCGUCCAGACUCUUGACUUCCUCAACACUCUCGGUACAUCCGGUCUCACUGCGUACUUUGGCAUCCGAGAUAUCUGUGAUAUCAAACCCGGGGAGAAAAUGCUCGUCUCGGGUGCUGCAGGAUCUGUGGGCACUCUUGCAUGCCAGCUCGGAAAGCGCGCAGGCGCUGAAGUCUACGCCAUUGCUGGGGCGGAAGACAAGUGCCGCUGGCUGGAAAAGGAGAUCGGGGUGGUCAAAGCAUUCAACUACAAGAGCCCUAGCUUCAACAAGGACCUGCGUGCGGUCGGGUUUUGGGACGUUUACUUUGACAAUGUCGGAGGAGAUAUUCUCGACCUUGUCUUGACUCGGUUGAAUAAGGGUGCUAGAAUCGCGCUUUGUGGCGCAAUCUCACAAUAUAAUGCCGUCAAGCCAAAAGGUCUGCAGAACUAUCAAACACUUAUUUCUAUGCGGGCCAAAAUCCAGGGAUUCAUCAUCUUGGAUUAUGUCACAGAAUUCCCGGCCGCCAUCGAUGAACUCGCGAGAGGCCUCGCUGAUGGGACAAUCAAGCGCAAGUUCCAUAUCGUCGAGGGCCUGGAGCAGGCGCCUUUGGCACUGCCGAUGCUCUUCAGCGGCGGAAACACAGGGAAAUUAGUGGUGAAAGUGUCAGAGGAGCCAAAGAUCCAAGCCAAGCUUUGAUUUAGCCCUAACACAAACGUGCUUGACUUGCCAACCAUUCUCAUGAUCAAACGGAAAUUUCCAUUACG
Messenger RNA from Mycena citricolor, 1343 nucleotides. The record is from the annotation of a GenBank genome assembly. NCBI's taxonomy places the organism in Eukaryota, Fungi, Basidiomycota, Agaricomycetes, Agaricales, Mycenaceae.